AUGGAUUUCCGUGUUCUAAUGCUUAUCCUGUUACUGGCGCUAACAGGUGAGUAAAUAUGCAAAUUACUUGUUGGAAUAAUGUAGAAAAAAACACGAGAAUCAAAAAGUAAAAAAUAAUUUAACAUCAUUUUAUCUUUUCUUUUGUACUCCAUCUCUCUGUCCUCAGUUUUCUUAUUUGCUCUCUCUCUUUCUGUCAGUCUCUUCCUCACUCCGUCCUUCCAACUGCUGAGGAAUACAAUUCCUAGUAUGCUUAGUGACCAGUUGAACUUGUUAUCAGUUAAGUCAGGAGACAGGCAUCCUAUGUCUCUAUAAAUCCCAAGGAUGGCAUCUCCUAAUAGGUACAUGAAUAGUGAAUAUUAAGUAAAGAAAAAUCAUCUAUGUGGUUAGAGGUUAGAUCAGGUUUGGCCAGCUGUUUUUUUCCAUAGACAUAGCAUGUAAUGAGAGAUAUUAGCAAUUAUAUUGAGGGUGGGCUAAACGGCCUUCAGCCCUCCUCAAAAGUAAAAUUCUUUAUUCAGUUUGUUAGUCAAUUAAUAGAUUAGCUACUAUCCGUUAGUCUUUUCAUUAGAUCUGAUCCAAUUCUUGAGAUAUUACUUAUUUUAUAGGGGGGCAGGGGAUGGGUGGGAGAAACAGCCAACAAUCUUUCAUGAUGAUUGAUUAAUAACCUCCCCCCCCACCUACUCCCCCACUACAAUUUGCUGAUAUUUUGAUUGUUAUAUAUUUGUUAGAUCAGUUCUGAUCAACUAGUCUUUUCAUUAGAUGUAACUCAGUUCCUAAAAUCUUAACUAUAUUAUGAGUGAUGCAAACCUCUGCAAAAAAAAAAAAACCUUUAAAAUAAAAACACUCAGAAUGAUAGAUUGCCGUUAGAUCAGAAUAAAUCAACUGUUUAUUUUGUUAGCUAUAUUAUUACUAAUCAUCUUUUGGGGGAGAUCCUGAAGACACCUAAACCCCCACCUAAACUUUGCUUAAAUUGUGAUUCAGUCUGGUAGAUCUUUGUUAGAUCAGGAAUGAUCAGACAGGUAUUUUGUUAGAUAGAACCUAAAUCCUAAAACAUUAAGAAUUUUGUUGGGAGCCUGAAGACAAAUUAGCACAAUUGUUAAUUCGUUUUGGUAGGUAUUUGUUAUAUCAGUUAGUUUCCAUUUGUAUCCAGUGUUUCUGUGUUUUAAAUGAUAUAUUUCCUUAUUUCAAUCUUACUACUGAUGCUAACGUGAGUAAAUGUGCUAAUUACUUGGAAGAUGUGGCAAAUAUCCAUAAAGUUAUGUAACGUUAAAAUACAAACCACUGUGAUCCAACUGAUAUAUUGGAUACGCUUGCUGUCUGGUAAUAUAAAGGAUAAUAGACAAAAUGCUCAGCAGUCUAAAUUGCUUGCGUAAUUGUAGAAUUAUUUUGUAAAAAAAACUAUCACUGUUAGUAAGUAAGAAUUUUAAGGCCAACAGAGGCUACUGCUUCCCCACCCUGCCAGAUAAGAGCUAACAAACGUUAUGUGUAUUAUAUUGGGAGAAUUUGUUGAAAGGAAUGGUAACUAAACAUUAAUUUAUUUGUAACUAAUAAUGUGUACAUAUGCAAGAUUUACAUCUUUUUGUCUUUCAAAAUCAGUUUGGAAUGCUUCUCUCUCGAUUCCAGUAAAGACGUGAUUCUAUACUUCCACUACUCCGGCCUCUGACUGGUUAAUAGAACUAUUAGAAGGAUUGUAUCAUUUUUAAUUACCCCACCCUACAUGCCAGCAGUGGGAUAGGAUAUAAAUAUAUUUUGAAUAAGAGAUCUGUCUCCAGUCCCCUCCAACUGCCUAGCAGCUGUGAGGGGACAUUAAAAUAACUAGCAACUAUGGCCAAUGGGAGGCACCUUUACAAGGUGACCACCCUUUACUUGUGCUGAGAGCAUGAGCUGACACUCAAAUCCUAUUCAUGCUGCCCAAUUUAACACUGGAAAAUAAAACAGUGCUUCUUCAAUUAAGUGGUUAUGGUGCCCGAUGUACUCUUUUAACCCCUUAAGGACCAAACUUCUGGAAUAAAAGGGAAUCAUGACAUGUCACAUAUGUCAUGUGUCCUUAAUGGGUUAAGAAUGUAGCAAAGAAGCAUAACCACAAAAAAACUGUUCAAUGUAUAAAAAGAAAGUGUUCAAUGUAUAUCUUAUAUCUGCAGGUUAUGGGCUGCAAGUGAUGGUUUCCAGUUACCCAGAACAAGCAUCUGUUGGAUCUUCUGUCCUUCUCCCCUGCGCAUUCCGUGUCAGAACACACCACGUGAAGAGCAGCUUAUUUACGGUCAUUUGGAAAUUUGGAGAAAAAAUUCUGUUGAAAUACAAUGAAAAUGACAAAGAGACGGUUUCAGAUCCAAGAGUGAGCUUGGACUGGCAGGCCGUUAGGAGAGGAGAAGUGUCUCUGUCUCUGCAUCAUGUCACCACUGCUGAUGAAGGAACAUACACAUGCAUGGUGAUCUACGGCAAUGAACACCAAGAAGGGAAGAUUAACUUAUAUGUUCAAGGUAACAAUAUGUUAAAUAAACAUCGAAUGAGUGUGGGAGCCAUUGGAAUCACAUUAUGUAUAGUAAACAUUUACCUGUAAAACCAGUAAUGAUCUCGCACAGAGCUGGAGAAUCUCAGAAAAAAAGAUAUUCCUCCCAGUAGACAUAGCCUUGCUUUUCACUGACUUUUAUAAGUCCUUAUAUAACCACUCCCCCCCAGGUACAACCCUACAAAAAACAGAAGCGGACGUAACCAAAGCCUUCCUAGAGAACCUCGGACUGCACAUGCUGUCCCCGGAAGAGACAGGACUCCUUAACUUGCACAUAACGGUAGACGAAUUUGACAGAGCUAUUUCAAGCCUUAACGGGAAUAAAGCCCCGGGCCAAAACGAAUUUGACAGCAGUUUUUAUAAAACCUUCCGGGAGGAACUACUACUUCAGUUAGCGACCCUUUUCAAAGACUUUCGGACAGGAGGCGUCCCGGACAGAGACAUGUCAUUGGCCAACAUAGUGUUGCUGCCAAAGACCGACAAGGACCCGUUAUGACCUGAAAGUUAUAAACCCAUCACGCUCAUCAAUCAUAGCGCUAAAAUAUUUGCAGAGAUCCUAGCAGACAGGCUGAACCCCAUUUUAGGUACAUUAAUAGAUGCGGACAAAGUUGGUUUCGUCCCGGGCAGACAACUCUUCGAAAAUACACGCAGGAACUAUGACAUUAUCUUGCGUCAGCACGCCACCAACACCUCUGGUAGUUUCCUUGGAUGCUGAAAAGGCAUUCGAUUGGGUCACGUGGCCCUAUCUUUUUACACCUUUUUAGGCUUCCUGGACACUUAUGUCAUUUCGAUCAAAGCCAUGUACCAUAACGUUACAGCACAAAUACGCAUCUCCGGAGCACCCCGCCCUUCCAUUUCACCAAUGGCACCAAGCAAGGGUGCCCACUUUCUCCCCUUUUGUUCGUAUAGCUCUUAGAGCCCCUGCUGCAAGCAUUAUGUAGACAUCCCGGGGUCAGGGGUGUGGAGGUGGGGGGUCACGAAUUCCUAGCCUCAGCAUACGCAGACGAUGUUCUGCUAACCCUAACGACACCCGUCGCCUCCAUAGGGCAGUAAGGGAGAUCCUCACACAAUUCGGACAGUUAUCGGGCUACAAAACAAAUAUGAACAAGUCUAGCGCCCUCCCGAUAGAAAUGUUCGAGGAGGACACGGCACUCAAACACAGGGAAUACGAACUUAGGAUAGUGGAACGAUCAAUCACGUAUUUGGGUAUACAACUGACGGCAGACCCCUCCAAACUAUAUGACUGUAAUUACCCCCCCUCUAACUAAAACACUCAUCAGGGAUAUGGAACAUUGGAUGGAUAAGCCUAUCUCAUGGAUGGGAAGAAUCCACUCCAUCAAAAUGAACAUACUCCCAGGAAUACUCUUCCUGUUCCAAGCCCUACCAAUAACAGUAACAAAAGCUAGCCUAACACACCUUCAAAAGGCGAUAGAUACAUUAAUAUGGCAAAAUAAAAGACACAGGGUAUUACACAACAUACUAUACUGUCCAAAAAGAAUGGGUGGCUUAGGCUUACCCAACCUAUGCCACUACUAGUUGGCAGCGCAACUUGCCCAAGUAGCCAUGUGGCACGUCCCACUAGAGGUGAGAAAAUGAAUCGACCUUGAGUCACUCCUCAUGGGCGCGGACCUCCCGCAAUAUGCCAUGUGGGUACCAAAGGAGUUCAGCCCCUUGACACGGACGGGUUGCCCAACCAUCCUUAACUUCCUGCGACUGUGGGAUCCCUCUGCCAAAAAAUAUGAUGCCCAUCGCCGCUCAUGCCCAACCUAAGUAACAGAGCCUUUACGCCAGAAAUGAUUGCACAAGACUUCAAACAUAUAGAACAGGCAGGGUUACAGAGAAUAUGCCAUAUACGGGACCAUCAUCCCCUUCGAUUCCCUCAAACAAAGAAAACACCUCACCCCUGCUGACAUCUUUAGGUACAUACAGAUUGCUGAUUUUGCCAAAUCACCACACAUUAGGAAAGCUGCACACGCAACCAUGACCUUCACCUAAGGGACUGAUCACCCUACCAUACGCCCAACUAUGUGCAGAAACUAAAGACUUGGGCGAACUGACUUACGCAGACCAGUGGGAACGGGAUCUAGGCAAAGUACUGGAAAGCAUAGAGUGGCAGAAAAUUGGGAGGCCUGUGCAUCCUCUUCCAUAUGUGUGUCCAUGCAAGAACAGUCCUUCGAAACAUUGUUUAAGUGGUACACCACCACGGUUAAACUACACCGCAUGCACAAAAUACCGACUGACUUGUGCUGGAGGAACUGUGGCCUCAGAGGAACCUACCUUCAUAUGUGGUGGGACUGCCCCAAAAUUAAGGCUUUCUGGGAGGAGGUGAGGGGCGUAGUGAGACAGGUAUUUCAUAGUCCACCACAUCUUGACCCAUGGAUAUACUUACCGAAUAGAUAUAUAGAGGGACGGCCAAAAAAAAUUACAAAAGCUAUUAAAUAAAAUCACAUUAGCGGCCCGGAGAGCAGUAGCUCAAAACGGGUUAAAAAUUGACGGCGGUAAAUGGGAAAAUAAAGGACAAUUACUGACUGCCAGGGUGUGGGGUUCCAAUCGAAAAUUUGAAGUAUGGGGUCUGUGAUUAGGAUUGGAGAGGGGCCGGGGGAUGCAUGUGCCCCCGUGCUGUGUACCUGGGGCUUUGGCCGCUCAUGCUCCCCCUCAUCCUCAUCCUCUCCUGGGUGUGACUCACUCUCUCUCUCUUUCUUUCUCUAUCCUUUCUUCUUCCUGUCCUAUAUCUUAUAUAGAACCUUUUCAUGCAUAGCUUACUCAUAAGCCAAACAUCAGCGACAUUUGCAUACAUAGGCAGUUAACAGGCAAACAAUCCACCUAUAAGGAUUCACACACCUGGGAUGCAGCCUGUACUGAUGGUCCACCACAGUAAGUCAGUCAUGCAGGUUAUAAUACAUGGCAAGACCACGAUACUAGACACCCAGAACACUGGAUGUUUUGCUUCAUUUAUUAUAAUGCCAUUGUAAAACCUUGACAGACUGAGCUAGCCAGCCACUUAUAUUUGAUGCAUUACAUGUUGUGAAAUAUUUUUUGCUAUCCUUACGUAUCACAUAUGCAACGCUCCAUGUUUAACAAAGCGGUUUGUACAUUGGCUUCAUAUUGUUAACGUAAUACAGUCUUUGUCAAUGCAAAAAUAAAGAAUAAAAAAAAAACAUAUAUAUAUAUAUUCCUACUCUGAUCAGUCAGCAAGCUUUAAGAGAGCACCAUGGAAAUGAUUUCCCAGAGCACUGUGUGUUUGCGUAAUAUAGAGCCAUCUAAUGCUUCGAUCUCCAGUCAGUGCGAGAUAAAUCGCCAGGGUUCUGAUUCAUUGUGCAGAAUAAGAGGGAAUAUGGGAGUCCUUCCAUAUCUGACCACCUUACACACACUGCAGCAGAACCCAGAAUGAAUUAGUCAACACAGAUAGCACAUACAGCCAGCACACAUAGCCAAUGUACUGGUCACGCACACGCAACUACAAUACAGUCAGCACACGUAUCUAACACACGUAGCCAAUGUACUGGUCACGCACACGCAACUACAAUACAGUCAGCACACGUAUCUAACACACAUAGCCAAUGUACUAGUCAAUCAAUAGAUUAGCUACUUCCCGUUAGUCUUUUCAUUAGAUCUGAUCCAAUUCUUGAGAUAUUACUUAUUUUAUACGGGGGAGGGGAUGGGAUGAGCUGGUCUUCUCAAAUAACAAAAACAGCCAACAAUCUUUCAAGAUGAUUGAUUCCCCCCCACCUUCUCCCCCACUACAAUUUGCUGAUAUUUUUAUUGUUAUAUAUGUGUUAGAUCAGUUCUGAUCAACUAGUCUUUUCAUUAGAUGUAACUCAGUUCCUGAAAUCUUAAAGGAACACUAUAGUCACCUUAAUUACUAGCUAAAUAAAGCGGGUUUAGUGUAUAGAUCAUUCCCCUGCAAUUUCACUGCUUAAUUCACUGUCAUUUAGGAGUUAAAUUGCGUUGUUUCUGUUUAUGCAACCCUAGCCACACCUCCCCUGGCUGUGAUUGACAGAGCCUGCAUGAAAAAAAACGUGUUUCACUUUCAAACAGAUGUAAUUUACCUUAAAUAAUUGUAUCUCACUCUCUAAAUUGAACUUUAAUCACAUACAGGAGGCUCUUGCAGGGUCUAGCAAGCUAUUAACAUAGCAGGGGAUAAGAAAAUCUUAAUUAAACAGAACUUGCAAUAAAAAAGCCUAAAUAGGGCUCUCUUUACAGGAAGUGUUUAUGGAAGGCUGUGCCAGUCACAUGCAGGGAGGUGUGACUAGGGUUCAUAAACAAAGGGAUUUAACUCCUAAAUGGCAGAGGAUUGAGCAGUGAGGCUGCAGGGGCAUGUUCUAUACACCAAAACUGCUUCAUUAAGCUAAAGUUGUUCAGGUGACUAUAGUGUCCCUUUAACUAUAUUAUGAGUGAUGCUGCCCAUUUCAAAUAAAAAAAAAAUACCUUUAAAAUAAAAACACUCAGAAUGAUAGAUUGCCGUUAGAUCAGAAUAAAUCAAGUGUUUAUUUUGUUAGCUAUAUUAUUACCAAUCAUUUUUGGGGGGAGAUCCUGAAGACACCUAAACCCCCACCUAAACUUUGCUUAAAUUGUGAUUCAGUCUGGUAGAUCUUUGUUAGAUCAGGAAUGAUCAGACAGGUAUUUUGUUAGAUAGAACCUAAAUCCUAAAACAUUAAGAAUUUUGUUGGGAGCCUGAAGACAAAUUAGCACAAUUGUUAACUUAUUUUGGUAGGUAUUUGUUAUAUCAGUUAAUUUCCAUUUAAAAUAUACCAUGUAAUAAGCUUAGACAACCAGUGUUUCUGUGGUCUAAAUGAUAUAUUUCCUUAUUUCAAUCUUACUACUGAUGCUAACGUGAGUAAAUGUGCUAAUUACUUGGAAGAUGUGGCAAAUAUCCAUAAAGUUAUGUAACGUUAAAAUGCAAACCACUGUGAUCCAACUGAUAUAUUGGAUACGCUUGCCUUCUGGUAAUAGAAAGGAUAAUAGACAGAGAUAAACAGUGCUUCUUCAAUGAAGUGGUUAUGGUGCCCGAUGUACUCUUUUAAGAAUGUAGCAAAAAAGCCCAACUUCACAAAAAAAACUGUUCAAUGUAUAAAAAGAUGGUGUUCAAUGUAUAUCUUAUAUCUGCAGGUUAUGGGCUGCAAGUGAUGGUUUCCAGUUACCCAGAACAAGCAUCUGUUGGAUCUUCUGUCCUUCUCCCCUGCGCAUUCCGUGUCAGAACACACCACGUGAAGAGCAGCCUACUUACGGUCAUUUGGAAAUUUGCAGAAAAAAUUCUGUUGAAAUACAAUGAAAAUGACAAAGAGACGUUUUCAGAUGCAAGAGUGAGCUUAGAAUGGCAGGCCGCUAGGAGAGGAGAAGUGCCUCUGUCUCUGCAUCAUGUCACCACCGCUGAUGAAGGAACAUACACAUGCAUGGUGAUCUACGGCAAUGAACACCAAGAAGGGAAGAUUAACUUAUAUGUUCAAGGUAACAAUAUGUAAUGAUCUCGCACAAAGCUGGAGAAUCUCAGAAAAAAAGAUAUUCCUACUCUGAUCAGUCAGCAAGCUUUAAGGGAUCUGAUUUCCCAGAGCACUGUGUGUGUGUGUAAUAUAGAGCCAUCUAAUGCUUCGAUCUUCAUUCUGUGCGAGAUAAAUCGCCAGGGUUCUGAUUCAUUGUGCAGAAUAAGAGGCAAUAUGGGAGUCCUUCCAUAUCUGACCACCUUACACACACUGCAGGAGAACCCAGAAUGAAUUAGUCAACACAAAUACCACAUACAGCCAGCACACAUAGCCAAUGUACAGGUCCAGCACAUGCAACUACAAUACAGUCAGCACAUGUAAUUACAAUACAGUCAGCACACGUAAUUACAAUACAGUCAGCACACGUAUCUAACACUUAUAGCCAGCACACAUAGUCAAUGUACUGGUCACGCACAUGCAACUACAAUACAGUCAGCACACGUAAUUACAAUACAGUCAGCACACGUAUCUAACACACAUAGCCAAUGUACUGGUCCAGCACACGCAACUACAAUACAGUUAGCACACGUAUCUAACACUCAUAGCCAGCACACAUAGCCAAUGUACUGGUCACGCACACGUAUCUACAAUACAGUCAGCACACGUAUCUAACACAUACAUAGCCAGCACACAUAGCUAGUGCAUGCAUUUAGUAUGCGUAUGCAGCAAAUGCACCUAGCACAUACAGCCAGCGUAUGCAUCUAGCACACAUAGCGAGCGCACGCAUCUAGCACACAGUCAAUGCACGCAUCUAGCACACAUAACCAGCGCAUGCAUCUAGCACACAUAUUCAAUGCACGCAUCUAGCACACAUAGCCAGUGCAUGCAUCUAGCACACGUAGCAAAUGCACGCAUCUAGCACACAAAGCGAGCGCAUGCAUCCGGGACACACAAGCUAUGUUUUUACAAAAACAGGUUUUGGUUCCUCUGAAGCAAUUUUACAACUCGUAUCUCCACGAAUGGUUUACAUUCCAAAAUGUACUGGACUAAAAACAGAUUAUAUGAUUUACUGACUCUGCUUUAUUUACAGGUCCGGUGCAGAUCUCUCCUCUCUUCGUUAUUGUCAUAUCUGGCGCUGUGAUAUUCCUUGCCAUAUUUGGUGCCAUAGGCGGGGCAAUUCUAUCUAACUACAGGAUAAAAUGUAAGAGACUGAUUUUACAAUUUCUCGUUUUCAGUACGUUGUCAAACAUCAGUUGGGAACUUGCCACCCAUAGGAUAUUCUGUCCAUAAAAACCGAUAUUCUGGGAAAACACCUAAUAUUAAAUGGCUAUGCAUAAUACCCCGUGUGUUUAAUUUCUUCAUGUAGUCAGAUGAAUUGCAAGUUGCUUAGUUUUAAAAAGUUAUCACAGAUAAAAGAAUGGAGGAAACUCAUGCAAUUAAAACAUAAGGGGUUUAGACAUUAAACCAGGCACUUUCUCUGUAAAUUAAUCACAAUAAUACUUAAAUGGUAACUUCCUCUGGUUAUUUUUCAGUUUGGCUUUUUCUUGGCAAUUCUCCUUAAACGAACACUCAACACACUUCAAUAUUCUGUAUUCUGUCAAUAGAAAUCGGCACUUUUAUAAUUGGGGGCAGAAACAGCACCCAGACUGUCAAUCAGGCAGCCAGGGAGGUCCACCCUCUGUCCCAAGUUCAUGCGUCUCAAUGUUGGUAUAGUUCGUAGACCAAUAAAAACUUGCUUUCCAACAAAAGAUAUCGGAUGGUCUAGACCAGGGGUGUCAAACAUGCGGCCCCCCAGAUGUUGCUGAACUACAACUCCAAUGAUUCCCUGGCUAUCUGUUUCAUUGAAAGAAUCAUGGGAGUUGUAGUUCAGCAACAUCUGGAGGGCCGCAUGUUUGACAACCCUGGUCUAGACAUAAGCGCAUCGUUUAAAGCAGGUAACGGGAUCCCUUUAUAAUGAAUGAAAUAACGGAUGUGAACUAUCGAAUGGUAAUGUGAAAUAAAUUAGCACCAUCAUUAAGGUUCUGAAUAUUGUUUUGUUUGUAACGCUUCUACAGUUUACACUGAGAAAGCACUGCUUACAAUUCAUUGUGACAGUUUACAGAUACAGCGACUUAAAUAAUUGCCACCGAAAAUAACAAACACAAGAGGUUUAAAACACAAAUGCAUCCUUACACUUAAAUAAUUUAGCUUCUGUUGCUUCUCAAUGUUGGUAUGUAUCCCAGUCAAAUAAAAACUUGCUUUCCUACCCGUUUAUUUGGCGAUUCUUACUUAUUUUGUGUUUUUCUUUUUUAGCCAAACCCCAGAUAUCGGUUGAUCUAGACAAGAACGCAGAUUCGAAAUCAGGUAAUGGGAUCCUCUUAUAAUGAAUGACAUAAUGAAAGUGAAAAAUCAAAUGGUAAAGUGAAAUGACUUUAGAUAAUCAGGGCCGCCAUAACGGUUGUCACGGGCCCGGCGGCCCUGGGGGGCCCGGCCCCCACAUGUGGGGCCCAUCGGGUGGCCCACACACUUAGGGCCACCCGAUGGGCCCUAUAUCUUCAGUGGCCCGGUCAGCGCUGUGGCCGCGACCGGGCCCCUUUAAAAAAAAAAAAAAAAACGCAAGUGCUGCUGGGAGGAAGCGGUCACUUCCUCCCAGCCCACUCCGCGCAGGAAGAGCGCGCGCGCCGGUGAAGAGGGAUCCGCGCCGACUCCCAUCAUCCCCAGCCACCCUCCUGCAAAGAAAAGGUAAGAGACAGGAGGGUGGCUGGAAAAUUAGUGUGUGUCUGUAUGUCUGUCUCUGUAUGUAUGUCUGUCUGCAUGUAUGUCUAUGUAUGUACGUAUGUAUGUCUGUGUGUGUCUGUAUGUAUGUAUGUGUAUGUCUGUCUGUAGGCAUGCAUGUAUGUCUGUCUCUGUAUGUAUAUCUGUCUCUGUAUGUAUAUCUGUCUGUCUGUAUGCAUGUAUGUCUCUGUAUGUAUGUAUGUAUGUGUAUGUCUGUAUGUAUGCAUGUAUGUAUGUCUGUCUGUAUGCAUGUCUGUCUGUCUGUAUGCAUGUUUGUCUGUAUGUCUGUGUAUGUAUGUGUAUGUCUGUAUGUCUGUCUGUAGGCAUGCAUGUAUGUCUAUGUAUGUAUGUAUGUCUGUCUGUGUAUGUAUGUCUGUCUGCAUGUAUGUCUAUGUAUGUAUGUAUGUAUGUCUGUGUGUGUCUGUAUGUAUGUGUAUGUAUGUAUGUGUAUGUAUGUAUGUGUAUGUCUGUAUGUCUGUCUGUAGGCAUGCAUGUAUGUCUGUCUCUGUAUGUAUAUCUGUCUCUGUAUGUAUAUCUGUCUGUCUGUAUGCAUGUAUGUCUCUGUAUGUAUGUAUGUAUGUAUGUGUAUGUCUGUAUGUAUGCAUGCAUGUAUGUCUAUGGAUGUAUGUAUGUCUGUAUGUAUGCAUGCAUGUAUGUAUGUCUGUCUGUAUGCAUGUAUGUCUGUAUGUAUGUGUAUGUCUGUAUGUCUGUCUGUAGACAUGCAUGUAUGUCUAUGUAUGUAUGUCUGUCUGUGUAUGUAUGUAUGUCUCUGUAUGUAUGUCUGUCUGCAUGUAUGUCUAUGUAUGUACGUAUGUAUGUCUGUGUGUGUCUGUAUGUAUGUCUGUGUGUAUGUCUAUGUCUGUCUGUCUGUCUGUAUGCAUGUAUGUCUAUGUCUGUAUGUCUGUGUAUGUAUGUAUGUAUGUAUGUAUGUAUGUGUAUGUCUGUAUGUCUGUCUGUAGGCAUGCAUGUAUGUCUGUCUCUGUAUGUAUAUCUGUCUGUCUGUAUGCAUGUAUGUCUCUGUAUGUCUGUAUGUAUGUCUGUAUGCAUGCAUGUAUGUCUAUGGAUGUAUGUAUGUCUGUAUGCAUGUAUGUAUGUCUGUCUGUAUGCAUGGCUGUCUGUCUGUAUGUAUGUAUGUCUAUGUCUGUCUGUCUGUAUGCAUGUAUGUCUGUGUAUGUAUGUGUAUGUCUGUAUGUCUGUCUGUAGGCAUGCAUGUAUGUCUAUGUAUGUCUGUCUGUCUGUCUCUGUAUGUAUAUCUGUCUGUCUGUAUGUAUGUCUAUGUAUGUAUGUCUGUAUGUAUGUAUGUCUGUGUGUAUGUCUAUGUUUGUCUGUCUGACUGUAUGCAUGCAUGUAUGUCUAUGUAUGUAUGUCUGUCUGUAUGUAUGUGUAUGUCUGUAUGCAUGCAUGUAUGUCUAUGGAUGUAUGUCUAUGGAUGUAUGUAUGUCUGUAUGCAUGUAUGUCUGUCUGUAUGUAUGUCUAUGUAUAUAUAUAUAUAUAUAUAUAUGUAUGUCUGUAUGUCAUUAUAUAUGUAUGUCUGUAUGUCAGUAUGAAUGUAUGCCUGCAUAUCAUUAUGAUAGUAUGUCUGUGUGUAUGUGUGUAUGGAUGUCUGUCAGUAUGUCUGUAUAUAUGUAUGUAUGUAUGUAUGUAUGUCUGUAUGCCAUUAUGAAUGUAUGUCUGUUUAUGUCUGUAUGCCAUUAUGAAUGUAUGUGUGUAUGGAUGACAGUGUCUGUAUGUCGGUCAGUAUGUCUGUGUGUGUGUAUGUAUGUAUGUAUGUAUGUCGGUGUCUGUAUGUAUGUGUCUUUAUGUCCUCAUGCAUGUGUGUCUGUAUGUAUGUUAGUAUGUGUCUGUCUGUCACUAUGUAUGCCUGUGUGUAUGUCUCAGUAUGUAUGCCUGUAUGCGUGUAUGUCUGUUUUAGUAUGUGUGUCUGUUAGUAUGUAUCUCUGUCUUUUUGUAUCAGUGUGUGUGUUUGUGUCUGUGUGUGUAUUCCUGUGGGCGGUAUUUGGAGGCGGACCCAGCGGGCGGUAUUUGGAGGCGGGCCCCAGGGGGCCCAGACCCUGAGCUGAGUUAGGGGCCCCAGAAUUUCUGGUGGCGGCCCUGUAAAUGAUCAUUGAGGUUCUGAACAUUGUCUUUUCUCCAUAUCAAUUGUUUGGUAAGUGUGGCUAUAGUGGUGACAGUCAGUAUCUGGCCCAGGCUGGGAUGGAUUCCAGCCAAAUAAAAACUUGCUUUCCUACCCGUUUAUUUGGCGAUUCUUACUUAUUUUGGUGUUUUUCUUUUUUAGCCAAAAGCCAGAUAUCGGUUGAUCUAGACAAGAACGCAGAUUCGAAAUCAGGUAAUGGGAUCCUCUUAUAAUGAAUGACAUAAUGAAAGUGAAAAAUCAAAUGGUAAAGUGAAAUGACUUUAGAUGAUCAUUGAGGUUCUGAACAUUGUCUUUUCUCCAUAUCGAUUGUUUGGUAAGUGUGGCUAUAGUGGUGACAGCCAGUAUCUGGCCCAGGCUGGGUUGGAUUCCAGCCAAAUAAAAAUUUGCUUUCCUACUCGUUGAUACCUACUUACUCAACACUUUUAUUUUCCAGUAAACCACCAGGUAUCGGAGGACCUAGAAGAGAAGGAGGUGUCUAAAUCAGGUAACGGGAUCCUCUUAUGUUUUGACACAAGGGAUGUGAAAAAACCAAUGGUAAAGUGAAAUACAUUUAUUGUGAGUGACAAUUAUCAGAUAAAGCGACAGAGAAACUACCAAAUUUAAACAGAGGCUUAAAACACAAAGAGACACACAUCUUUACACUUUAGUAAUUUAUUAUCAGAUAGUACUACUUUUUAUAAAGCACCAACAUUAUCUGCAUCAUUGUACAGUGGGGGAACAUAGUAUAGGCCUAGGGCUAUAACUGGGCCAUGCUGGCAUAAAAAGCCCCUGACAUUCGUGUGGGGAUCCCUCCCCUGGGUUCUGGCCCCAUUGGGAUUCCACUAGACUCGUGGCCUCUUACAGAGAUCCACAGCCUCACUGGGAGCCAAUAGAACUGAAUAUCUAACUGGGUCCCAUGUCGGGAAACCUAGUCUGACUGUGUGUGCGUGUAUGAGGAUCACUCUAUGUAUGUCAACAUGCAUGAGUGUGAUCGCAUCUAGUUUGUGUAAAAACACAAAACAUAUUACUUUCACAUGACUGAAUAUUCACUAUAGCUCUGUUUUUUGUAUAUUUCGAAGCAACUUCUAUUUAAUCUCUUUGUGUUACAGACAAAUGUCAGGGACCCGUAGUGGAAGAUAUCGUAGUACCACGUUUCCUACACGGUACUGAGGCCACUCUUCAAUGCACAGUUAGAGGCUUAUUGUUUCCUAAUUUCCUGAAAAUGGAUUGGGUGAGAAAACCACCUCCUGGCUUGGAAGACUACCCUGCGGAUCCCGAAGGAAAAUAUCGGGAACCAAAGAUAGACGUGUCUUUACAGGAAGAUCACACAUUCACCUGUACAGCCCGUCUAAUAAUAUUUGUCACGUCAGCAACUGAAGAUUGUGCAGAGUAUGUAUGCCGGGUAACACAUCCUAGUCUAGAGAGUCCCCAGGAGAGAAGGACAGGGAAGAUUCACGUGACAGGUGAGUUUUAUGUCUCCAUCACUGUAACUGAGCUCCGGUACACAGCUAGAGUAUCUCCACUAGUCGGCCUAUAUAAUCCCAGCGCACGCUCAAGCAGUGUUUGUUUUUUUGUAAGUGCCUUGCUUUGGACUCCUGGUAUCCUGUGCAUUCUCCUGUAUGUUUCCCUCUGGUAA
Messenger RNA from Pelobates cultripes (western spadefoot toad), 14429 nucleotides. NCBI's taxonomy places the organism in Eukaryota, Metazoa, Chordata, Amphibia, Anura, Pelobatidae. The record is from the annotation of a GenBank genome assembly.